AUGAAUAGACCUAAAGGUGUUACUCCGAAUGCUGCUGUGCAUUCUCUCAAGGAAACUUUAAAGAAGGAACACUAUACAAGAGUCCAGUGGGAACAACAAUACGGGAAACAAUUUAAGGACCAACAAAAUGAGAAUGAAUUCCUGUCAUCACGAAAGGAUUUUGUCACCUCCAGAUAUAAUGAAAGUAGUAGCAAACCAAGAAGAUUGCACGUAGAGAUUGAUCCAUCAGAGGUCGAUGAUGAAGGAGAUUAUGAUGAAAGUGAUCCAAACUUAUUCAGUGGAUACAGCUCGAGAUUUUGUGGAUUUUAUCUGCCAACCGAGAAAACCAAUACAUUUAAGACAACACAAUCUCUGGAACAAACUGAGAAAGCUAUUGAACUCGAACAUAAGGAUAACUUUAGAAAAAAGCAUUGGCUCAAGAUGUACUUUGAGGAGAGUGCCAAGAUGCAAAAUUUAUUCAAGAAUCCUGGUGAUAAAUCAGCACCUGCAGCAACCAAGAAAUAA
Molecule: messenger RNA, 504 nt
Organism: Naegleria gruberi
Lineage: Eukaryota; Heterolobosea; Eutetramitea; Acrasida; Naegleriidae
Exons: 1
Coding region: 1-504 (167 amino acids)
Source: RefSeq, a predicted model, not a curated record